This is a messenger RNA of Belonocnema kinseyi, 678 nucleotides long. RefSeq lists its product as uncharacterized. The coding region runs from base 1 to 678 and encodes 225 amino acids. The record is from RefSeq and is a predicted model, not a curated record. Lineage: Eukaryota; Metazoa; Arthropoda; Insecta; Hymenoptera; Cynipidae. Gene Ontology annotation, molecular function: nucleic acid binding. The transcript is spliced from 2 exons.
AUGACUUUGGAAAUGUUGGAAAAGUGUUUCGGCAACGAUGCUCUAAAGAAAAGAGCUGUGUAUCAGUGGCAUGAACGCUUUACCAAUGGACGUGAGUCCAUCAAUGAUGAUGAUCGCAGUGGUAGGCCGUCGACAUUAAAAACCGACGCAAAUGUUGAUAAAGUACAAAGAAUGUUGAGUGAAAAUCGUAAGUUAACAAUUCGAGAGUUGGCAGAUGACUUACACAUUGCUUAUGGAUCUGUUCAAGACAUUAUCGUAAAUGAUUUGGGAUUACGUCGUGCAAUCAUCAAACGCAUCAUUACUGGUGACGAGACGUGGGUUUAUGAGUACGGCACUCAAUCCAGACAUCAGGCGAGUGAAUGGCGACUCCCCGAUGAGCCAAAGCCGAAAAAACCACGUCGUUUUCAGUCGAAAAAGAAGGUAAUGCUGAAGGUUUUCAUUGAUUACAACGGUAUUGUACACCACGAAAUUUUGCCAGAAAAGCAGACCGUCAACAAAGAGUAUUAUUUAGAUGUAAUGAGGCGUCUACGUGAAGCAAUUCGCUAUAAAAGAAAGGAUCUCUGGAAAAACAACACUUGGAUGAUAAUGAUAAUGCACUGUCGCACAAUGCUAUCAUUAUCCAUGUCGACCUUAAAUGCAAUGGAGACUCUUGAAGUGGCAGCCGUUCUCCAAGAAUAA